Tuber aestivum (summer truffle) is the source of this 809-nucleotide messenger RNA. Lineage: Eukaryota; Fungi; Ascomycota; Pezizomycetes; Pezizales; Tuberaceae. The record is from the annotation of a GenBank genome assembly.
AUGUGCCAGAGCAGGGUAACCAACCCGCCACCAGCACCCAGACAGAGCCCCUACUGUGGCUGUGCGUUCGAGAGUGGGUACGGGCUAUUUUUGGCGGUAUGGUGCCGGUGGCUGGUCUUUGGAGGUUUUGGUGGAAUUGUUGUUUCCACCUCAUCCAAAGCUUACAAUUUGUCGACAAGCUCGGGAGCCCCAUCAACGCAGAUUCGAAAACUAGUUCCGGAGUCACUUGUUGCAUAUUCCAUGUUUGAAGAUCACUGGUACCAUUCCUCUUCGCAGCCGGAAUUCUCUAGUCUGCGCCGACAAGAGUCGGUGAAAAGACAAUCUCCCGUGAGGUCCUCUUUGAUACCUCUACUUAAGAAUUCCGCCAAGUUGAAUUGGCAGCAAUGCAAUGAGGCGUUUGGGUGACUGAAAUACUGACGCGUGCUAUCAUACAGCAACGAAACUCUCGGAAGGUUGCGGAGGAGAGAAAGACACCUCCGGGACCCCCGGAAGCUGAUACUCCUAGACGACCGAAGUCCUACACCAAUCUGAGAUGUUUGGGAUGGCAAGUGGAUACCUCGCUUGUGCCCGGAGGUAACCAAGAAGUUUCGAACGACAUUGCUGAGGAGCUGCCACCAAGACCAAAGUCACGAAACGAUCUAGAUGACCUGAAGGCCGAGCGGUAUGGGCGAGGGAAAGGGUUGAAGGCCUGUGGGAGGGGUAGAAGAGCUGCCAAAAAAACAAAGGAACUUAAAGAUGAACUGGACUUUGCGGACUGGUAUGGGGAGUUCGAGGGUGACCUCGAGGAUGCGAAUAGCGAGCAUAAGUAA